AUGAAUGGAGCAAAUACUGAAGCGGAUCACGAUGAUUUCAAUAAUAAUAAUACAAGUAUUAGCAAUACCAACGACGAGUUGAUAAAUGUUGAUGAUAUUCUAGUCGAUGAUGAUAGUGACAGAGAUGAUGGUGAUGAUGAUGUGGAUGAAAAGGAGAAGAUGGAAAUAGAAGAAACAGCAUUGGAGAUUAAAGCAAAGCCUGUAGAGUUGUUAAUGUCACUAACUAAAGAAUUCGAGAAAUAUGUUGUACUCUUGACUAAAGUAGAUGUAGAUCUUAAAGAAAGAGUACCAUCAGAGAGUAUGUAUCAUACCAUCAAAUGA
Molecule: messenger RNA, 321 nt
Organism: Cavenderia fasciculata
Lineage: Eukaryota; Evosea; Eumycetozoa; Acytosteliales; Cavenderiaceae
Exons: 1
Coding region: 1-321 (106 amino acids)
Source: RefSeq, a predicted model, not a curated record